AAGGGGUGAACCAGCAAACACACAAGUAUGGCCGCAAUACAGCGCGUCAAACCGCCAGAGAUACGUGUUUGAGAUGGGGGGAAGCAGUGCAAGCCAUCUGGAAGAAGUCGACAUUAGCCCAGCAAUGCAAUUGCAUGAAGGUGUGAUUAAAGCAGUCGCAGGCAUACAGAGCGGAUCUAAGCUGUAGUGAUAUGUCGUAUACGUGUAAGCCUUUAGACUCGAUGAGUUUGUUUUGGAGAUGUUUGCUCAUGUGACUAAAGAAAGAUGAUGCGAGGUAAUUUAGUUCUACCCCUGAAUGGAAGAACAUCGACGCUCUGGGCCAGGGUCGCAUGCAAGCAAGGCCGCAGGAGAGGUCCGGAUUAGACUAUUGAAUACACUCAGCAGGUUAACAUGGACACGACUCUGCAGGCAGCAGUCAGUGACAUGUCCAACACUCAGCAAGAUACUCUACCAAGACCUAGUGCGGCUGCCGCAGUGAACAACAGCAGGCGAAGAAGACAAAGGAGAGAUGUUCCCAUUACCCACGAGGGCCAUAUCGGCCGAGAAGGCGACGCAGAGGAGAGUAGCGCUGGAAUAGACACUGAGCUGCAACAAGAACUCUUGCUCGCGAUCCAUCAGCUUCAGUCACAGCUUGAGGCAGCACAAGCAAAGUAUGCAGACUUGACAAACCACUACGAGAGAGUCUGCGUAGACUUGGCCAGAUCGGAGGAGCAGCUCAUCAGGGUGCAAAAGCAGCUGUCAGUAGAGACGGAGAAGAAGAGGGUGCGUCAAGAAGAGCUCGAGGCCAGACUUGGAAGCUUGACGGAAGACUUGACUCAGACAACGCAAUCACUCUCUCAGGCCAACAGACGGCUGCAACAGCAGAACAGUGAGCUCGCCAAACAAGCCGAAAGGGUCAAGCAGCUCGAAGCAGAGCUCAAAGACGUUCAGACUGAGGCAUUGUAUCGGCAGAACGCACCUGCCUUGUCCGAACAGUGCGAUGGAAAGGCAGAUGUUGAUGAGCAAAGACCAUCAUCAUCCGAUUCCUCCACUGCGUCGUGCGCCGAUGAUGAUUCUGUGGGCGAAGUGCAUACGGCCGCAACAACCUUUCAUCGCCGCAUAGAGUCGAGCGUCUUCACCUUCCCUCCUCGAGGGGCGAGACACUCACCAAGCGGCUCAGCAGCUGAAGAGUCGAGGUUAGAGGUUGCUGUAAAGCACAAUCGGCUUGUUCGACCCAAAUCAAAAAUCAGCGUUACGGUUCCUGCAAGAGUGGACUCAUUGUGGCAAGAACUUGUGGACCUAGCGGCAGAGGACGCUGAUUCGAGCGCCUCCAGCGACUCGGACAGCACGCGACUCUGCGCAGAUGCACCAGAGCCACAGGAUGAGGCUGUAGGUAAAUCUGUUCAUCUUGAGUCUGUUCUGCUUGAUGAAGCGAUCCCAAGGGUCACUAUCUCUGUCGGAACACAAACAGAUCAAGGAGUGGUGGAUGCCGAGACCUCUCCGGUGACCGAGCGCCUCAGCCUUGCAUCUUCUGGCAUCCUCAACCUCAUAAAGAUGCGCGAAGAUAUGCUGGACUGGCUCACAGCACCAGAUAUCGACCGAGCAGCAAAUCAGCGAUCGGAGCGACAUGAGAGCACAGCAAUGGAGCAGCGCUUCAAUUACCCAGCUUCAGUCCCAACACUUGACAUGCUGGUUUCCAAUCGAACACGCUCAGUAACACACAAGAGUGUGCAGUCAUUGUUGUUGGCACUGCCGACGACUGCGGCAACUGCAAGUCAGUUUGCGUCAUCGGUGGGGACACCUAGCAUCCUCAGCAACCAGCUGGAGGUGAGAAAGGCCAAGUCUUUCACUAUGGGUCUCAAACGCUUCAAAUACCCAAUAGGAUCAGUCGAAACUAGAUCUGUGGCCUCGUCUGUGAGCUCGAGUGACGGUAUUGGAGAGGUGGUGCGGGCUUCCACAACAAAUCCAAUGACCCGUAUGAUUGCACAGUGCAUGAUUGGGACGUACAUGUACAAGUAUGUUCGCAAGACACGGCCAGGUUUAUUCAGGUGGCGUCGCGGAAUGGAAGCAGAACCUGUCCGUCACCGACGUUUUGUCGCGCUGCGUCUCUCCGAAAUGGCAGUGAGCUGGUCUUUCACGCGACCUGCAGUUGGCAUGCAACUUGGCAUUCGCAGAUUCCAGAUUGAAGAAGUAUUGGACAUUGAAGACACAAGCACAAUGGCUGACGGGCAUGAUAGAUCCCUCCUCUUACUCUCUGGCGAUCAAUCCAUUCGCUUCACAUGCGAGACGCGCGAUGACCAUCAGCUGUGGCUUGACGUACUUCGAUGGCUCAUCCAGAAGCAUCAACCAAAGGGACGGACUACCUUAGCAGGAAGCACCAUCGACAAUGAUCUUCGUGGAGCAGAUUUCGCAAGCGUUCGAGAAGGGUCGUUGGGACGUACUGUGACGUAUGGUUCUGGUCUGUCGUCCAUGCCAGCACCUAUCAGCAGGGUGCGGCAGUUUGCUCGGGACGAACAAAGCGUCAAGGGACGUCCCCGGCCGCUGACAAUCGCGUCGGUGAGCUCGUCGGAGACGACUGAGGUUGAGAUGUCGUCGCCAGAGCCGAGUUCACAGACGCUUGCUCAAGCGCACAAGGUGUCGAGCGCGAGCGACUCGACAAGGAAGCUUGCACAUGGUGUGUAGGUAUCCUUCAGAGCUUGACAGACGAAGCGACCUUGUGGUACUCGGCCGGUCCGAGGGCAAAUCGCUGAGCUUGUCGGAGAGGCAAUAAGCAAUCUUUUUCCGGCCAAGAGUCUUGACUGACCUGGGUGGAGAUUUUAGCGUAGGGCGCAUUACAUGGCAGUGACUAGCAAUGCAUCAUGGCGGUAGCAGAGCUA
This is a messenger RNA of Protomyces lactucae-debilis, 2855 nucleotides long. RefSeq names its product meiotic cell cortex C-terminal pleckstrin homology-domain-containing protein. The record is from RefSeq and is a predicted model, not a curated record. Lineage: Eukaryota; Fungi; Ascomycota; Taphrinomycetes; Taphrinales; Protomycetaceae. The coding region runs from base 391 to 2661 and encodes 756 amino acids. Gene Ontology annotation, molecular function: phospholipid binding; tubulin binding. Gene Ontology annotation, biological process: establishment of mitochondrion localization; maintenance of protein location in cell cortex; dynein-driven meiotic oscillatory nuclear movement. Gene Ontology annotation, cellular component: cell cortex; mitochondrion. The transcript has a single exon.